Entamoeba invadens IP1 is the source of this 990-nucleotide messenger RNA. RefSeq lists its product as hypothetical. The transcript is spliced from 2 exons. The record is from RefSeq and is a predicted model, not a curated record. Lineage: Eukaryota; Evosea; Mastigamoebida; Endamoebidae. The coding region runs from base 1 to 990 and encodes 329 amino acids.
AUGGAGGAGAAGGUCGACAAGGAGAAAAAGAAGAAGCACGGGUUCUUCUCCUUUCUGAAGCGAAAGGCAAAAGACAAAAGCAAGGAAGUCAAGGACGCAUCGAAGGACAAAAAGGGUGACACGAAGGAUCCCAAGCGGCGUUCUGUGAUGGUGACAGACAAAAAAGAGCAGCAACGGCUCGACCGCAUGUCUAUAGCUACUCCCGUCAACAUCAAUGCGUUGAUGAAAAACCUUCCCGACUGGCAAGAGUCUACACGUAAAGUUAUUAAAGACGGCAAAUUAGAGACUUUUCCCAUAGCUGGGGACUUACCUCGAUUAUUGAAUCACUUGUCUAUAGUUAGAGAAGUCUCUGAAGGUAAUUAUGACACGUUAUUCCCCGAUGAGUCUGCUGAGAAGACACAAGCGCCGAAGGCGGGGGAUUGUUUCCAAGUCAUUAAGUGUAUCUGUACACUCUUUGAAGGAGAUGAGCAGUGUGCCAAGAUUGAACAGGAAUGGAACUCGACGAUGGCAAAUGAUGAAGAUAUGAGUGUGCAGAAGACCUUUCUGAUAAGGAUAUUAACAAAAGUAUUUCUUGAGGAUGGCCAACAAAAAGACGUUAGUCCGGUGAUCACUUUUUUGAAAGCAAUUAACCAAAAGAUCAUCGCAAAUUCUACACUCCAUUUAAAGAUGGUAUGUGGCUCGUUACUCUUCAAAGAUUCUCAUCCUAUGUUUUGGGAAGUGGCGUGUAUUCUUCAAGAUAAAACUUAUUUAAUUCAUUACAGAAAACAAGAAUCGACAAGUAAAAAGGAAGACGAAUAUUUCCAAUUCAUGUGGGAACUCCGGCUUGUGUUCUCUUCCGGUCUUACACAAUUGGAGGAAGUUACUAUGGGGAUUUCCUCGAUAGAAUUCAGACCAGAAACACGAAAAGACGUAAGAGACAAUGUCCUCGAUACACUCAAGCCUAUUUUGUUUACGGACGUUGAAAUCAAAGACGUUCUUGCUUCCGAGUAA